GCGGCCAGUGUACGUUCGUCUUGAACGCGGAACGCUUCGCGCACUCUUAUUCGUAGCUUUCCCUGCCGAGUGAUUCGAUUCCCUCUUAUCGGGCGAUACCGUGUGCACGAUGUCGGCACGACGUGCGUGACGAGGGAGGGAAGCGAGGCAGAAGAUCGCGUCGCGAUUACUAUGCAAGCCGUCGAAGCGAAAGUUUGCGCAGAUCGAUCGAACGCUUCGGCUUUUCCUUCCGCUCUUCGAUGCCGGCGAUAACUUUUAUCCUUUUUCCUUUCCCUUGACAUCGCUCGGUUAAAUUACACGCUAACGUGCCCCCGAUCGUCCCGAUCUUGUGCCGUUUUUAACCGCAUUUAGCGCGCGUUUCUGCGAAUAUAUUGGACACAAAUUCGCUCCAACGAACGAUUCGUCGGGCAACCGACAAUAUGUUGGUUGUAUGAGCGUUCGAUCUAUAAUGCAAUUCUGUAACAGUAUGCAGUCCUUGAGCGAACUAUUCUCUGUCUAAAAAUUUGGUAUAGAUCGGAUAGUUUCCGUCAUUUUCGUCAUCGAAAAUAGUCUGAUGCAGUUGUGUAUCUUUUGAAAUAUAUAAGGAAUCCUGAAUCCUUAUCAUUAGCGGAGAUUUUCGGCGAGAUAUCGGUAUUAUCGUAAUACCACCGUAUGCGAAAUAUCACGUUAUUCUUUUCAUCUCGACGUGAUUUUUCUCGAUAAAAUGGGUGAACGCGGUAUUCCAGAGAACUGUGAGCGGUAAAAUGUAGAUCGACGCAUUUUUCUUUACGUUCCCCGGACAUUAUUCAGCAGGCAUCGCAUCUCGUGACUGCUCUUCUCUCCUGAUGAACAACUCCUUAUCAUAUAUAUACAGAGAGAGAAAGAAAGAGGACCCGUGAUCGUGCGCGUGUGACAAAUCGAGGAUCGAACGCGUCGUGGCGUGAAACGUUUCGGGAUGAACUAGCGCGCAAUGGACAUCCUCGUGUUCAUUUCGUAAUUGGUGUCGGGGAGAUACAAGAUAGGAGAAUAGAGAGGGACAUCAGGAGAAUCGACGACGGGGCGGCCGUCGAGAUCGAGAGGGACGAGAGCAAAAUGAGGGCCCCGUUGCUCCUCUUAGGCGGCAUUGUUGUACUGUCGCUCGCGGUGGCGAGGGCUCUCUCGUGUGUGUGCUCGCCGCUGGAGUGCGACGUUCUCACCGACGAGGACUGUCCCGGAGGCCUCACCUGGGACCCCUGCAGGUGUUGCAAAGUAUGUGCGCGUGUGGAAGGCGAGCCUUGCGGCGGCCUCUUCGGUUUUUCGGGAACCUGCGCCGUCGGUCUGCAAUGCGUAAUCAUGAAUCUGCUAACUCGCACCCGAGAAAUGGACGAGGGCGUUUGCACAAAAAUCCCUGGCAGAUGGAGAAGGCAUUGUCCGCACGGGCCGAUGAUGUCGGGUGCUGGCUGCAACCUGGUUGGCGAGGGAAUCGCGGCCGAGAACGGAAACGUGGCGGCCGCCGGCAAAUGCGUUUGCGGUCCGUCGGUACCCUGGUGCCCGGGUGAGCCGCGGCCCUACAUGUACAUGACGCGGCACGAGUGCCGGCUCAAUUUGGAGGCGAAAAUUGCUUACGAUGACCUCUAUAAUUCUGGCGACAUGCCGAGCAGCACCGCUAUCGAGGGCACGUCGUUUGGCGAGUCGGCGACGCGGGGCGAUCGUGAACAGGUGGGCGAAAGAAAAGAAUCGAGACGGAACGGCGGCGACUGGAAGGACGACGAGAGGUCCACAAGGAGCACGCGGAUCGCCAGCUGGACAGGAGCCGAGCACAGUGUCGACGACUGCCCGCAGGAUAGCAUGCCGAACGAGAAUGGCGGCGGUUGCAAAUGUGCGGAUUGUCCACCCCACAAGUGUCGACCGGGUCAGCAGGCGGUGCUGGUAAGGGGGUCAUUUUCCGGGACCCCCGGUAACUGCUGUCCGCGCUACAACUGCGUUCCCUCAGAUCACCAUCACCGGACCGAGUCGUUCUGUCCCGAGGACAGCGUCCUGACGGACGAUGGCAUCUGCAAAUGCGUCCCGACGUGUCCGCCGCCCAAGUGCCGAUCUGGUCAACGGCCGGUCGAGGUCCGGGCGGCCAAGCCGGAGACACCCGGUAGCUGUUGCCCCCUUCACGACUGCAGACCCUCAGAUCCGAUCUCCUGGGCAAAGGUUGAAGAGAAACCGCAAAACUGCAUUCACGAGGGUGUCUCGAGGAAACUCGGUGAGGAAUGGAAACAGAACGACUGUAUCACUUGCAUCUGCAACGAGGACGGAAUCGCGUCCUGCCAAACGACCAUGUGCAAGUCCUGCGAGAACGCGAUACCACCUGAUCCGGGCGAAUGCUGCCCUCACUGCCCACAGCUGACGAAUAGCACCUUCGAUCACCGUCCUGACGAGUCCUGCAAGAUGUCCCUGGACAAUUGCAAGAUGAAAUGCUACCACGGCUUCCGAACGGAUAAGAAUAACUGCCCGAUCUGCGAGUGCGCCGAUGACUUGGAGGUCGACCUCGCGCCGGAUGUGCUACCGGAAGAUUACAAAGUUUGCCCGGAACUGCCGCACUGCGGGCUCAACUGCGACCUCGUCAAGGACGAGGACGGUUGCCCGGUGUGCGCCUGUCAGACGCCGAAUGUCACCGCCCUGGACACCACGGACGACAAAAGAAUCUGCCCCGAGGUCAAGUGCGACCUUCACUGCGAACUCGUCAUGGACGAGAACGACUGCACCUUCUGCGAGUGCAAGCCGCCCACUGCCGGCUGUCCGCCGCUCGUCGGAUGCAGGAAGAGGUGCAAUUUCGGUUAUAAGACGAACAAGCGCGGCUGUCCCAUAUGCCGCUGUCGAGCUUCGUGCAUGGACCAUUUGAACGAGACGCAUCCGGAGGGAUCGACUUGGCAUCCAAACAGCUGCACCACAUGCACUUGCGAGUCCGGUGGGCGACUUAAUUGUAAAGAAACCAUCUGUUCGGUGGCCUGCAGUAAUCCGCUGCCACCGAAACUGGGCACUUGUUGCCCCAUAUGCCCAAUUACAACGAUCAAGGAGAACGAUAUGAUUAAUCAGAUCACCAGCCGGGGCUGGGGCACAGUGCCGAUUACGUUAAUCGUCGUACUCGCGCUACUGUGUCUGCUACUGAUAAUCCAUAUCGUGCGCAGCCGAUUUCGCGGCCGUCUGUCACCUUCGGAAGCGUCGUAUGCAUCGUAUCCACCGCAAUAUUACAAGUGUGUGCCCGUGUACGAUACCCCCGUACAUCGGAACGAGAAGAUCGUACCCCUGUAAAAGACUGUUAGUGUGAUCCCCAAAGAGAGCGCGCGUUUGUCGACGAGCAAUGUGCAAAAGCAACUUUUCAGUUUGCCAAGACUGUUUUACAUACGAUCGUCAAUGAGAUUUCGCGAAACUUACAAGACGAUCAUGAUUACAUUGAUUACGUAACGUCAAUCGUUAACUCUUAAAUAAAUCUUUUAUUUAAGAGUGUAAAUUCAGAUUGAUUAUUUAUGGACAGAAAAAUCUGGCAAAAUAUUUCGUAUCGUAUAAAAAAUUAUAGAAAUUUUUCAAAAAUUAUUUAAAGUUUAUUAAGAAUCAGAAUUAUAUUAAAUCUUUCUUAUUCUUAUUCUUAUGAAUGAAAAAGAUUCCUUUAAGAGUUAAUAGCAGCGGAUGAUCUGCAACUCAUCGAUAAUCUUACAAGGAAAAUUCAUUGCCAGACAUACGCACAUGAAACUGCUAACAUCUCGCUAAUUCGACGUCGAAGCGAAUAUCGACACGAGCGGAGAAGGUUGUGGAAUGUUGCGCACGAUACUGUGUAAGAAUGUCUCUCUUUGGGUGCGGCUGAAAAUACUUGGAGUAGAUUCAGUAUUAUUUGUAAGCGGCAGUGAGUGUUAUAAACUUUGGAAGGGAGAAUGAGAAAAAGAGAAGCAAGAGAGAACCAAUUCGCACCAACCUCGUACUAUGUUUGCCGAAUCUUCUUGAAUCCCUUAACUUAAUAUGACACAUUGCGUAACUUGUAAAUUAUAACAUAAUUAAAAGCGUAGUGUAAUUACGAUUAAUUAAGAUAUAAAAUAUAAGAAUAAAUGUAUUAAUGUUAACCCAUCGUAGGACUCUAACUUAAAUGAAAAAUCAUAAAAGAGACAGGUCUACACCAUAGUAUUAGUUUCCUUGAUCUCUGGACCAUCAUUAUUAUCUCGUAUUAUAUUAGUGAAUGUUUGUACGAAGUAAAAAGUAUUCAUUUUUUGCAUGGAUAUUCUCAAGUUCGGAGCGAUUUGAAGUGAUUAUUGAAUAUAUCUUAUCAAGUGAAAAGAUAUUUUUUCUAUUAGUUUUUUUUAUUCUUAUCUAUUAUUAAAAAUUCUCGUUCGACGCUAUUUCAUUUUUCAUAUGUUUCUCCAAAAUUGUAUAUUUUUGUCUUUUUAGCUACUAAUUCGCAAUUUAUCUAAAGUUUAUUUAAAUCGCCUUGCCGCGGUGAGAACAAGUUUAUAGACUUAAUCGUAGAUUAGCUGUUAACAACUGUGUUAUUAGACUGUUCCUAUAUUAUACGUUUUUAUUUUAUUAAUAUAAAUUCUCGUUCUUACUCGUCGCGAGUACAACGUGUAAUAUUUAUAUUUGACGAGAAUUCCUGAUUCAGUUGUCAUAGAGAUGAAGCAAUCGCACCCGCGACCGUACCACGCGAAGGGAGAAGGAAGGGACAUGUACAUAUACCAUAAAAGUCUAGAUUAAGGUGAAAUUGAAAUGACACGAGACCCCUCGGUUUCUUCGAAACUCUGUCGCAGUACGAUCAACCGAUUUUAAGAUUUACAUUCGGCGCGAUGCAAGCGACAAAUAUCCCAGUGCGCGGAUCGCGGAUAACGUUACAUAAUACAUAAAUAUAUGAUUACGUUCAGUAAAUUCUCGGUUGCUUGUACAUACACGCCUGGACAUUCAUUCUCCGGCAGCUUGCGAAUUCUCGGGUGGUAAACCCGAAUUAUAUUUUCGGAUGCUAACUAACGGCACGCUUAAAUAGACGCAUCUCUCCUGUUCGCACAUAUUUCACGCUGCGGUGGAGCGUGCGACAACAAUGAUCGAUGAUAAGAUAAUGUAGCGCUUGAUAGAAACGCUUGUGAAUGCGUAUAAACAGAGAUAAAGAAAAGAAGGACGGAAAUAAGGAAACAAAUUCGAGAGAUAAAAACGAAUAGAAAAUAUAAGAGCUAAAAUGAGAAUGACAUAAAUGUGAUUAAAACUCGAGAAUUAUAUCAAAGGAGAGAAGUUACUUCGAACUCGAACGACGUCUUUUUGCACAGCCGAACAAUUGAUUCCUCGCCACCGCUAAUGAACCAUACAUAUCCAUGUGCUUACACAAACGCACGUAGCUUACCCUCUUCUUCCUCUCCCUAAUUAAAACACAUACAUAUAUUUUUUCAAUGUGACUUGUCCUAUAUAUUGUAUCUUGUAUGUAUAACCGUAUAGCCUAUAUAUUAGAUUUAUUUAUACAUACACGUGUAAUCGUGUAAAACACGUGCGCGCAUACCAUACGUUUAUUGUCUAUAAACUGCAGGCUGUAUUUCGCACGUGUGUAUGUACUUGAGAGACAAUAUGUACGUAGUAUAUCUAUGAGACAGACCCGGAUAGCGUAUAUCUGUAAGAAUUAUUUCUUUCAUUGUUAUCGUACGCAGGAUGUUAACAAUAAUAAUAACGUCGACAGUAACAAUAACAAUUAAUGAUAACAAUAGUAGUAAUAAUUUAGCACACACGCAGUCAGUUCUUGGCGAUGAUCCCAAGCGGACAAUGCAUACAAUAAAAUUUGUGAUAAACGGGAAUUGGACAUUCGUCUGUGCUUUGCAAAGAAGAAAAAAAAGAAAAAGAUUCGUAAUCUUCUCGAAAAAUUUUAUAACGUAUACGCGCCCACAGAAUAUGUGAUCUAGUAUUGCGACGCCGGUCCAACGUUAUUCGAAUUUAUCCCUGACUUCCAGUUUCGACCCUCCGGGGAGGUAAAUGACGCCAUUUAAUCAAUCGUGCCGGGAAGGAGCGGAUUAAACGUGGCUUGCUUUUUUGUCGAGCACGUGGGACAAAAAGACGAGGCAAAUCGCGGUCGUUUGCGGCGAAAAAUUAUGAGGAACAUAAAUGUCACGUUUGACGUCGAUCGAUUCCAUAAUAAAAUCUGCCAGUUAAACGAAUUGAAAUUUCAAAUUAUUUAUAUCAUUGUUAUUCGUAUCAUUAAAAAACAAAGGUAAAAUGUCCUUCAUAAAAAUUGAAAUACGUCAUAUUUAUAUAGAAAAUUUUUAUCUUAAGACAUCACACGAAUGUACGAUGGGGAACAUAUUUUAUAUCCCGUGCUAGAUAUCCAAUUGUUCGCAUAAAAGAUAACGAAGCCUAAUGCAUAGGGUGUCCUGAACAAGAUAUACAGAAUAAUUAUUAAAAAAUGCAGAUGAUUUUACUUAUUUUGACAGAGGAAAUACAAUUUGUUCUUAAGUCAAAAAUUAAUUUUAUUUUUACAAAAAUUUAAACCGACUUUUUUAAUCCUUGAAUUUUUUGGUAUUGAAUAUUUCAAAUACGCGAUACGAUCAGAUCUUGAGAAUAUUUAUUAUUACAAAAUGUAUCGAUACUUCGGAGAUUUGAUUUUUUCAAUUAAGGAAAAUGAUAAAAAAAAACUAAAGUUAUUCGCGUAUGUUUCUUCGUGACUACAUCCUCCAGGAGGACAUCAGGAUCAUUAUCGCUACGACGUAAAGAAUAGAUGAAAUGACUAACAGUUUUUUUUAAUCGAACGUUAUGACCGGUUUUUGAAUGCAGUGACGAACAAAUCGAGUAGUUGUACUUGUGCACUCUUUGUACAAAUACCCCGUAACGUGAUCAUAUCAAUGUAACUUAGAUUUACUUAUAACAUAUACGUACAUUAUACAGCUAUACAUACUGGACGCGCAAUGUUAAGAAACAGCUCUUGUAUGUUAAAUAAACCGAGAUUAAAUAAAAUUGUUGAUUAUGUGA
Molecule: messenger RNA, 6927 nt
Organism: Temnothorax curvispinosus
Lineage: Eukaryota; Metazoa; Arthropoda; Insecta; Hymenoptera; Formicidae
Gene: cmpy
Product: cysteine-rich motor neuron 1 protein
Exons: 13
Coding region: 1072-3258 (728 amino acids)
Biological process (GO): regulation of signal transduction; regulation of cell growth
Cellular component (GO): extracellular region
Molecular function (GO): insulin-like growth factor binding; serine-type endopeptidase inhibitor activity
Source: RefSeq, a predicted model, not a curated record